GUGGUGUGCUCAUCUCGCGACUGCUCUCUCUUAGCCCCCGUUACACACUAAGCUCGGGACGUAUCUGUUCAUGAGAGCCGUAAGUCAACCUUCCUGUGCUCCCCUCUCCUCCUAAAAUCGUAUGCCUUCCGUUGGUUGACUUACGGCUCAUAUUCCUUCCAGCUCCCCUUCCUUCCUCCCUUCCUUCCUUUGAUAGGAUAUCGGAUCUCCAUCGAUCUCUCUCUCUCUCUCACCAGAGACUAGACUGCAUGCCAAGAUGAAGAGGUCUCUUCCAUAUGGUGUGAUGUGACUGUGAACCAGGAUUUAGCAACCAACCAACCUAGAGCUAGAUCUGGAGCCAGAUUGUUGAAUCGAAUUCGCAGAAGCUGUUGCGGUUUGGUGGCUUGGUGCCUUUUUGAUCGAAUUUGCAGCCGAUCGAUCGAUCGAGUACAGAACUAUCAGUCCAGUGUCCAGUCCAGUCCAGUCCAGAGGCAACCAUGAUGGAAUUUGCUGCUCUUGUCGUCUCCCUGGUAGGGUGGUUCGUCACGCCCGUCAUCACCAAGUCUAUCAACGCAGCAUAUGAAUACGCAAAGGAGACGAAAGAAUCGUUCAAGGAGGUCAGUAGUAAUCUGGAAAACCUGGCCCGGCAACUUAAGGUCAUCAAGAAGACUGUUCAUGAAGCCCAGCUACAUUUCAUCAACAAGGGAGAAGGGGAGGAGAUUCUGUGGGGGCUCAAGGGUGCCAUUGAUGAAGCGGAUGAGAUUCUGGACUUGUUCGAGUACGAGAGUCUUAAGAGGAAGCCCAAGGGCAUUUCUUCCAAGUUUGCACUACACUUUACUUGUCUGCUCAAGUCUGUGCUCCAGAAGUUGGACUCAGCUGGCGAUAGCGCGCAGGGCUUCCUACAGGAUAAAGGCAACGUUAUUCAAGAUUCUGCCAUCUUCCGUGAAGCUAGAGAAACGGGCCAGUCAACUCGGGAUGAUUUCUUCUUCGGGUACCACCAGCAACAUGGCGAUCUCAUGGAUCUGCUUCAAGUCGAGCAGAAUAAGGUUAUAGCCAUCAUAGGCCAUGGAGGGAUGGGGAAGACUCACCUUGCUCGCCAGCUCUACCAUGCUAAUCAGUCCAAGUUUGAUGUGCGCAUAUGGGCACACGUCGGCAACAAAUCAGGUCAACUUGAUCUUUUGACACAGUUAUGCAAGUCGGCCAACAGUAAUGGCUCCUUAAGCCUGACGGUUCCACACGACCCCAACGUUGCUGUCCUUGAGUCCAUGCUUGAAGGUCUGCUACAACCCCAAGGACGGCCCCAAAGGAGUUGUCUGGUCAUGCUUGAUGAUGUAUGGCAGCACGAGGACCAUGGAUCCGGGAUCACCCGGAGUCUAAGAGAUGAGGCAUGGAGGAGUGUGCUGGCCAUGUUCGAGGGGCUGAAAAAUUGUAAAGUUGUAAUGACCACUCGAGACAAGGUUUGUUCCACGACAGUAAAUGCAAAUCCAACAGUCUUCCUGGAUGGGAUCAGUGAAGAGAUAAUGAGUCAGCUGCUCGAAAAGUACAUUGCAAAAUUUCCUCAAGAGCGUAAAGUUGUACUUCCCCAAUAUCUAGCGGAACGGAUUGCUGGCAAGGUGAAGGGAUCCCCACGAGGAGCUAUUAGUAUUGUUGAUAAGCUCAAGACAGCCAACAGUGAGACUCAGAAGGCCAAUAUGAAGCACAGCAUCUUAGGUCAACUCGAAAACAGCCACCACAUCCAACGCCUAUAUGAAGAUCAUCUAUUCACCUUCCGUCAUCUACCACCUUUGCUACAGAGCUGCCUGGCAUUCUGCAGCAUCUUCCCAUUUGACUGGAAGUUCCACCCUGAAAAGUUAACCAAGAUGUGGCUAGCUCACGGUAUUAUUGACGACACGGAAGUGCAAGUCGCGGAAGGAUACUUUGACCAUCUCGUGGAUCGGUCCUUAUUCAAACAAGUCAGGGACGGCCGCUAUGUGAUCCAUGUGCACAUCCAUUCUAUGCUACGCCGGGUCUCUCGCACUGAAUGUAUGAUCAUUGACAAUGGUUCAUCUUCAACAGACAUAAUCGUCCCUGCAACAGUUCGCCACUUAUCUGUGACUACCAGCUGCCUAGCUAAGCUCAAACCAGAGAGAGCAAAGAAAUCUGGCCAUGAAUUCACAGCGGUGCGGACACUGGUUGUCUUCACAGACAAGGAAGCUCCUUCCUCGCCUUGGAGUGACAUUUGUGAGGCAAACAGAACACUCAGAAAGUUCAAGCGCGUCAAGGUACUGGAUUUGACGGAUACCCACAUAACUCGGCUGCCUGAUAGUGUCGGUGAGCUCAAACAUCUGCGAUACCUAGGUUUUCCUAACACCGUGGAGCAGCCUCGUGCUGAUGGCAAUAAGAUCACCAAGCUACUACUCCUUGAGACAGUGUACGUCAGCAAGCCUCGGUCGCCAGCGGCUGAUAUGGACAUGGAGAUGGACACGGAGGGCAUCGCCAAGAUUGGUGGCAUUGGAAAGUUAGAGAAACUGCAAGGGUCGCUCGAAUUUCAUGUCCACAAUAAAAACCAUAAAAAUGGACAUACCAUGUUGGAGCUUGGGAAGAUGAACUCUAUUAGCAGGACCCUGAGCAUAAAGGGCGUUCAAGCCGUCCAAACCAAGAAAGAAGCGCAGGAGGCUCGACUUGCAAUAAAAGCAUCUCUCCAAGUCCUCAAGCUUGAUUGGGAGAACGAUGCAGAUGAUCCAUGUAAAGGUAAAGGUAAUGGUUGCCUUCUUGUUCUUGGAGGCCUCCAACCUCAUGCCAAUCUCCGUGAGCUGCAUAUCACGAGGUACCCUGGGAAGAAGCUGCCUGCCUGGCUGUGGCAGAUGACAAACCUGACCAGCCUGUACCUUACCAGCUGCACCUGCUACACGGAACUAAAGUCAGAUGUUGACCGUCUCAAACAAGACUUCCCUCACCUCAGCAUUGUGAUAGACGGUAACCAAGAGUCAACAGCCGCGGGUGAGCCCCCUGUCCAGCAACCAAGAGUACCGCCCUCUUCCAUCAACAGUGGCCAACAGGGCUCUGCACCGUGGCCGCCCCCUAUCCAGCAACCAAGAGUACCGUCCUCUUCAGUCAACAGUGGCCAACAGGGCUCUGCACCGUGGCCGUCCCCUGUCCAUCAAGCAAAAGUACCGCCUUCUUCCGUCAACAGUGGCCAACAGGGCUUUGCACCGCGGCCGCCCCCUGUCCAGCAACCAAGAGUACCGCCUUCUUCCGUCAACAGUGGCCAACAGGGCUUUGCACCGCGGCCGCCCCCUGUCCAGCAACCAAGAGUACCGCCUUCUUCCGUCAACAGUGGCCAACAGGGCUUUGCACCGCGGCCGCCCCCUGUCCAGCAACCAAGAGUACCGCCUUCUUCCGUCAACAGUGGCCAACAGGGCUUUGCACCGCGGCCGCCCCCUGUCCAGCAACCAAGAAUACCGCCUUCUUCCGUCAACAGUGGCCAACAGGGCUUUGCACCGCGGCCGCCCCCUGUCCAGCAACCAAGAGUACCGCCCUCUUCCGUCAAUAGUGGCCAACAGGGUUAUGCACCGCGGCCGCCCCUUGUCCAGCAACCAAGAGUACCACCCUCUUUCGUCAACAGUGGCCAAAUGGGAUCUGCACCGCAGCCGCCCCCUGUCCAACAACCAAGAGUAGCACCUUCUUCCGUCAACAGUGGCCAACAGGGCUUUGCAUCGCGGCCGCCCCCUGUCCAGCAACCAAGAGUACCUCCCUCUUCCGUCAACAGUGGCCAACAGGGAUAUGCACCGCGGCCGCCCCCUGUCCAGCAACCAAGAGUACUGCCCUCUUCCCUCAACAAUGGCCAAAUGGGAUCUGCACCGCAGCCGCCCCCUGUCCAGCAACCAAGAGUACCGCCCUCUUCGGUCAACAGUGGCCAGCAAGCCUUUGCACCGCGGCCACCCCUUGUCCAGCAACCAAGAAGUGGUCAACAGGGCUCUACAUCGUGGCCGCCCCCUGUCCAGCAACGAAGAGUACCGCCCUCUUCCGUCAACAGUGGUCAACGGGGCUCUACAACUCGGCCAGCAACCAAUAGUACAGCCCAGACGACGGACAAUCGUCCUGUUCACGCAAAGUGUCAAGCAGCGCGGGAAGCAAGCAUGACCAGGACGAGCACAGUCAAUCGUCCUCCUGUCGGAAUCGAUGAUGUUUAUAUAGCACUGAUGUAUAUGGUCAUGCUUCUCUUGGUGUUUCAUUAUGUGGGAAUCAGAGUUGUUAUUCUCCUACUGCUGUUAAUCUGCCAGUUUCGUUCUUGAAGGUCCCUGGAGUUGAGUUCCAUGAUUUGUUGACAAUCUGUUGUAAUCCAAUAAUAUGUGCUGCUCAUGCAUUGCAAAAAACUUGUUUCUUAAGUUGUGACAUUUCUUUGUGAUCACUUCAACCGCUUGUUUCUUAA
Messenger RNA from Triticum urartu, 4390 nucleotides. Its product is annotated as disease resistance protein RGA2. NCBI's taxonomy places the organism in Eukaryota, Viridiplantae, Streptophyta, Magnoliopsida, Poales, Poaceae. The record is from RefSeq and is a predicted model, not a curated record. Gene Ontology annotation, biological process: defense response to other organism. Gene Ontology annotation, molecular function: ADP binding.